AUGGACUGGCCUCAGAUGCCAGGAUCGUUCCCUGGAACACCGCUGUCUAACCCUCGAUAUAAUGCCGCUACUCAGUCCCAAACUCCAGUGGCUCGCGCCGACCUUCCGCCACCUAUACUUUUUGAACAGAAAGAGCAAGUAGGUACCAAAACCGCCGCCCAGCGCCAUCUCAUUGGCCAACUCAACUCGCUAACCUACUUCGUAAUUGGUUACCAGUUUGUGAAAUACUGUUACUCGUCAUGCUUGCCGCCUCUCUUCUUCCAUUCACUCAUCCAGCAACUGCUACAUGUUGAGGAAAUCACCGGCAACAACAGAAGCUCUCGCACGAUUUUUAGCGAGGCCAUAGCUCUACAGGAACGGCAAGCCGAACUGACAGGAAUCCCUUUCGACCGCCGAGGCUGGGCUCGCCUCUUGGAGUCUCGUUUAACUCAGUUUAUAUAUUGGAAAUUUCUUGUCGUGGCAGUGUGGCACACCUUGUUUGUGGUGAUAUUCUUACAAGGGGAGGCUGCAGGCGGUAGACUAGCCAACUUGAGCUUUGGUCUGUGGUACUCAUUGUCAUUCAUGGGCGAGAGCUAUCCUUCUAGCUACCUUGUCCUGGAUCCAUGGUGGCUCCGGCUCUGGAAGUUGGGGCUCGUGGAGCUUUUGGUAUGCGACGUGGUCAUUCUCGUGCUUCAACUUUGUGUGUUCCAAAGCAUAUACUUGCAGCUGACAAUCUCUCCCCGGGGUCUAGCAUUGGGAGAGGACGAGGUGAACAUAGUGCGGGCACAGCCGGGUGGAUCAGGAGAGGUCAAAGUGGACCUGGAGGGACGGAUGGAUGUUUUGCAUAUCAAAUUGUUUCAAUUGUUUGAUCGAGAGGCGUAUAUGUGA
Molecule: messenger RNA, 867 nt
Organism: Sungouiella intermedia
Lineage: Eukaryota; Fungi; Ascomycota; Pichiomycetes; Serinales; Metschnikowiaceae
Source: the annotation of a GenBank genome assembly